AUGGCUACAGUCUUGAACAGUACUGUCUCUGGGGUUUUGAUCAAUAGAUAUCACUUGUUCCUUGAUCCGAACAGCGACUUGACCCUUCCCUGGCUCCUUCGCGAACCGGAAAACAGGCUUAUCAUUUUUUACACUCUCCUUAUGUUCUUUAUCACUAUUAUACUGUGGCUGUAUCCGCAUUUCAUCCAAAUCGUCACGUUGAGCUGUAGUACGAUCAGCAUAGUUGGUUUGUACGGUUACUCCAUACUUGACCGCAGAGCUUUUCUUUGGCCUGCCAUGGUAUCUGCCCAGCUACUUGUGUUACCCCUCUUGUGGAUCUGGAUCGUUCAUCACACGACUUCGUGGAAGGGCUUCAUCACCUAUCUUACACUAUCGCUCGCCGGAUGGGGCUGCGGGAAGCUUAUCAUCGAGAUCACUGGUCAGCCUGACAACCAGCAAGUACUCAUCUUUGCCGUGAUACAGACAUGUCUGCUAGGCUGUGUGUGGGUGCUAGAUGUCAUUCGAGAGCGGCGAGUCGCCCAAGCAUCACGGCGGACACUGGUUCGAUCAGAGUACCAAGACAACGCGGCAGAAGCUGCUUGGGAAAUAAACGAGGGUGUGGUACAUACUGAUGCCAGCCAGGGGCUCGAGGAAUUGAAAGCGAAGAAGUGGCCGAUAAUUUGCUGGUAUAGCCUAUUGCUGAUACCACAGAUGUUGACGCUACUGUUUGUGCAUAUUCUUUACACAUCUUAUGUUGCAUCAUCUACACUCGAACCCCUGUAA
This is a messenger RNA of Clonostachys rhizophaga, 762 nucleotides long. Lineage: Eukaryota; Fungi; Ascomycota; Sordariomycetes; Hypocreales; Bionectriaceae. The record is from the annotation of a GenBank genome assembly.